AUGGCGACACCGGACACCGAUAUGGACGUCGAUAUAACACCAUCGUUAGAACCUGGGAAGGUUAUCACAACAGGACAGGAACAUCUUCGACGGUUAGGCGAUAUUGUCAAGUUAUGGAACGUCUCCAUCGACCGUCGAACAUCCUGGAAAACCGAUCGGGGCAGACUCUACAAGUACAAGCUCCCAACGUUGACCAUUGGUGUCCACGGUACGACGGGCUCAGGAAAGAGCACGCUGAUCAACAACCUCCUUGACUGUGACAUCCUUCCGACUGGAGCAUCUGGCGAAGCUGUCACCAGUGUUCCGAUCUUCAUAUCGUACCACGACGAUAUCGAUGCUCGUUGCGUUAUCGAAUUCGUGGAUUUGAAAACCUGGAAGACCGAGAUCGCGAGGUUCUUGGAUGAUUGUCAUCUGUGGCCUAUAGUUCGCCAUGCGACCCUCCAUUUAAAGGUCGACUUCCUCGAGACAGGGAUACGCCUCAUCGAUCUUCCGGGAACAGGUGACGCAAACACAGCUCGAGAACGUGUUGCGCUCGACUAUCAAGAUAAAGCCGAUGCCUUUUUCAUCGUCUCACCUAUCACAAGGGCCAAGGAUGACGGACCGACACUCGAUAUGGUGAAGUCUUUGUCAAUGGGUGAGUUCCUUCUCACCAAUAACGUGGACAAGCUUACAAUUAUAUGUACACAUUCGGAUUCAAAUCCUGAAACUGUCUUGCGGGACUUUCAACCGGAGGAGUCCGUGGAAUGGGAUAUGUUGUCUCACCGUCGCGAGGCAUAUAUGAACAAGUUGAAGGAAUGCAAAGAUAAACUCUGCAAGCUGAAGCUUGGGUGCGAGGGCCACGUCUCAGCCCAGACCUCUCGAUUAGAGAAAGAAGUCGGCAAUUGGAGCGCGUACCUCGCGGAUGUAGACAAGGCCAGACUCCGUAUCUCAUUGCGCCGCCACGGUAUAUUCCACGGGGAGAAUCUAAACUACAGCUUCCUUGUUCCCUUCCGGGACGAAAUGAUUCGGGAAUGGAAUCGCAUGUUUGGCCAAGCGUUGCUCUCUGAUGUUGCAGAAGACGUUGUCAAGUUGCUCUCGGAGGCUCUGGACACGCUUGCUUCCAGGAAAAUAACGAGCCCCACUCUACAAAGACAAUUCGAUGUUCAGCGCCGUCUUUCCGUCUCGAAAGCUCGACUGUCCCUGACCAUCGCGGCUCAAGAGUUUGAUUCAAUCGUUCAACGUGGAAGACAGCGACUACACGCAUCUUUAUCAGAGUGGAUCAAGGAGUUUCUAAGGUCCGAGUACGAUGAAGCGUUUUCGUUCACGGGUCGCGGUAGCGUCUAUUUGCAGCAGGCUCAUUUUCGCCGUUUUGUGGACGACAAUAGUGAAUCUAUGUUUAUACACGUGUGGAGUCGUCUCUCAGGCGGUCUCGACGACCUGACAGGGGACGUCCAGAAGUCCAUGUUGAGGUGUUUGAACAACACAAUUGAACAGUGCACCCGCUCGAUAUCAAUUUUAUGGGACGAGCCCAAGAAAAACGUGAACUAUGAAGAGCACCGAGAAGAGAUAAAUAAAAUAAUCACCUUUGCAGAGGAACAGCUGGCGCGAUGCCGGCUAGCGUCACCGAACAUGGCCAUCUGA
Molecule: messenger RNA, 1620 nt
Organism: Punctularia strigosozonata HHB-11173 SS5
Lineage: Eukaryota; Fungi; Basidiomycota; Agaricomycetes; Corticiales; Punctulariaceae
Exons: 14
Coding region: 1-1620 (539 amino acids)
Source: RefSeq, a predicted model, not a curated record